This is a messenger RNA of Aphis gossypii (cotton aphid), 1798 nucleotides long. Its product is annotated as homocysteine S-methyltransferase YbgG-like. The transcript is spliced from 6 exons. Gene Ontology annotation, molecular function: S-adenosylmethionine-homocysteine S-methyltransferase activity. The record is from RefSeq and is a predicted model, not a curated record. The coding region runs from base 333 to 1277 and encodes 314 amino acids. Gene Ontology annotation, biological process: S-methylmethionine cycle. Lineage: Eukaryota; Metazoa; Arthropoda; Insecta; Hemiptera; Aphididae.
AAUUCCACUCGGCUGUUGAACGCGUUCUGAUAUUGUUAUCCAAUAACUCGUGGACAUUGCGUCAUGCACUUAUAUUGUGCCCGUUGCCGGUGUGUUCGGUGCACGUGCUGACUGUAGUACACAUUACGCGUACAAUAUACCGUUGAUAAUAUUUUGAAUAUAACCGUUCCGAGGCUAACCGAGGUGAACAGUAGGCAGUACAUAGCCAGUGGUCGUCGGUCACGAACAUAAUUCAGUGAAAAGUCGGCAGUUACCUACCGAUACUCGUAGAGUCAAUAUAAGCACAAUAUUAUUGUCAUCACUGCUUCAAAAGAUUUCUACGCUUCGUCGACAUGCAAGAUUCUACUGCAGCGGUCAAUACGAAAAUGUUCCUUUUGGACGGUAGUUUUGUCAGUGGAAUUUUGCCGUAUACGGACUACGACACUGUCGCGAAACAUCCACUUUGGGGGUCGAAUUUACUGUUCACCGACGAAGAAGCUGUUGUUAAUGGUCACAAAGACUAUAUCAAAGCUGGAGCGGAAUUUCUGACCACAAACACAUACCAGGCCAGUAUCGAAGGCUUUCAGAAAUACUUGAACUUAAACUUUGAUCAGAGCUUUCAGUUGAUUAAAAAAUCUGUCGCGAUUUGUCGCCGAGCAAUAAUGGAAGAAAAUUCUGGGCGAACAGUUCGAAUAAUGGGAUCAGUUGGUCCGUACGGUGCUUCACUGUGUGAUGGUUCCGAGUACAAUGGCAAUUAUAUUGGCAAGAUAGAUUUAAAAGCACUGUACGAUUGGCACAAACCUCGGAUCCAAGCACUGGUGGAGGCUGGUGUCGACGUCGUACUUUUCGAGACGAUUCCUUCGGUCGACGAGGCUGACGUUUUGCUAAACAUACUGUCCGAGUUUCCAAAUCAAAAAGCGUGCUUGUCAUUUUCGUGUAAGGAUAGCAUACACUUAAGUCACGGAGAGACAUUUGCAAGCGCUGUUGAAAAGUUUUGGUCUAGUGAUUCCAAAAAACAGUUGAUUGCUAUUGGCGUAAACUGCAUGGACACAAAGCUUAUCACACCACUUUUAACGUCCGUAAAAACUGAAAAUGUUGAUUUUAUUGCCUAUCCAAACGGCGGUGGCGUAUGGGACGCUGUUAAAAAAUGUUGGGAUAACACUCAAAAGUAUCAAAUUUCCGUUGACGAUCUGAACUUGUGGAGUAAAAAAGGUCUGAAAAUAUUUGGAGGUUGUUGUAACACCGAUGCAACUGAAAUAUCGCGUUUUAGAAACUUGAUUGACAACUUACCUUCCUAGCAAUAAAUUUGAAUUAUUACUAAUUUUUGAUUUAAUAUUAAUUGUAAAUUAUUCGUUUGAAUUUAAAAAUGAUUAUGUUACAGUAUUUGUUUAUAAAAAAUAAAAAAUGCGUCGGUUGGAAUUAUCAAUUAGGUAACUAUUUGUGACGUAUCUAUGUUUAAUGUUUAUGAUUACUUCACUAAACAACAUGAGAUAGUUCAAAUGAAAUAAAACUUUGUUUCGGUUGAUUUAGUUGCCUACCUUACAUAAAGACCUAAAAAUUGUAACAGUUACCAAUUAGACAAACAAUAAUAUAAUACAACUGCCAUCCUAACAAUUUAGUCUCCCGUCUAUCACUAUACGUACUCUUCCUGACGAACCAACACGCCGCCGCAAAAGACAUUGGUAUCUAUUAAAUUAAUAUUAUUAAAAUUAUUAAAUAAAUAAAUUAUUCUGUAGGGUUCCGUCACUGGAUAAUUUCUUUCAUCAUGUGCUUAUUGUAUUAUUUUAUGCUAUGUAUAUGUAUACAGUCUUUGUUUUUA